This is a messenger RNA of Mesorhabditis belari, 3864 nucleotides long. The record is from the annotation of a GenBank genome assembly. Lineage: Eukaryota; Metazoa; Nematoda; Chromadorea; Rhabditida; Rhabditidae.
AUGAAAAGCCAGAAAAGCCACCUAAUCGCUUGUAAAGUUGACGGCUGUGAAUGGCUUGGCAAAGAUCAUACGACACUCGUCGAGCACAUUCAAACGGAUCACAUGUCUCGUCGAAAGCCACAGAAAUCCACUAACAAAGACGAUGAUGAGCUAUCUGUGGAAAGUCUAAUCGGCAUAAAAGACAAACUGAAGGAUGAACUAAUUCAACAGACAUCGAGCACAGUGAACACAUUUCUGGAUUGGAAUCUCCGAGAACGGAUCCGAAGUACCCUUUCCGAAGUUCGACGACAUGCUUUUGAGUUUCUGGGUGCUGGUCUAACGACUGAAUUGGAUACUUAUUUGAAUGAGAUUAGAGAUGUGACAAACUUGAGCAAAGCCACUUUUCUUGAUCAACAACCAGUGAAAAGUUACGACGAACUUUGUGAAACAAGUGAAAACACUUCAACUCGUGAAUCUGUCAAAGAUGGUUGCCGAAACGAGCCAUGGAGCAAAACGUUAAUUGGCGCAAAACGAUCGAUUUCUUCCAAAAAGCCAUACUAUGUCAAGAAGAAUUGCGUUGCCUUGGAGAACCGACCUCAUAGCAACAAUCCGAUGAAUCCGAAUUUCAGUCGACCGAAAGAAAUUAGUACUCAAUCCCUACCGCUAGAUGAGCUAUUUAAAGUCAAGAAGGAAGUUGAAGAAGAGUCAAUCGAAAAAUCGCAAACUUCGAUGGAUCUUCUCAAUCAAAUGCUCAAUGCUCAAGUGAAACAAGAGAAUUGUGAUGAUAUUGAAGCGGGUAGUUCAAGAGAAACCUCUUCAGUCGACACUUUGCAAAAGGAAAAACAAAACUCAAGCACAAGCUUCCAAAGAAGAAAAGUGAAAUCCGAAGAUUUGAUGGUCAAAUAUGGGUUCGAUUGUGCUACGGAAAAGAGAUGUGCCGUCUGCUUUCAAACGAGUGAAGAUGAGGGGAAAUUAUGGAUAAAAUGUGAACUCUGUGAAUGGUGGGCUCACAAAACGUGCUCAUCACUGUCAAUAAAAUGCCUCGCAAGCAGAGGAAUACCGGAGUAUACCAUCAAUUCCCGAGCAGAGUAUAUCAUCAAUUCCUCAGAGAUCAAAGAGGAAAUAAGUUCGACAACUGAAAAAGAUGAAGCGGAUGAAAAAGUAGUGAGCAACAAGCCGACAAUAAAAGCCGACCAUCAUGCGGCUCUUGGACGUCUCUUUCAUGUGGACAAAGUUGUGCAAAAAAUCCUCACCCAACCCGAGAAACCAAAAAGAAUCCUUAGAAUCAACACCCGAAAAAUUGAGAAAAUCGCUUCAAGCCCUAAAAGUACUGUCACUUCUACAACAGAGACAUUCUCCAAAAAGAACGGGGCUAACUGUUUGACUCAUCCAGAGAUUCAUGAUUGGCAAAAUCUAACAAAGGUGCAGCUGUUAAUCGGAGCACAACCAAUUUGCCCGAUUUGCACGAAGCCCUGUCAAGCGAACUCAAAACUGAAAGAACAUAUCAAAAACGUUCACAAACUAGCUGUUGAACUAAACACAGUUGGUGACAUUGUUUGUGAAAGCUGUGGGCGACGGUUUUCUGGACAGAUCUCUCUAAGACGUCAUGUGCGAAAUAAACAUUCAGAAAAUGCUCAGGGAAGAACGGAUGGAGACGAUUUCUCUUGUUUUGCUUGCCCAAAAGCUUUCCCAUGUCGUCGACUUCUCAUGGCACAUCUCAAAAAUGAGCAUUCUGAGUUAAAAAUUCACGUCUUCUCUCAAGAAUUUGAAAGUUUUGACGAAUUUCUGCUUUUCAAAAAAGAGCUUGAGUCUUCACAAGGAUCAACUUUCGUGAAAGCGAGUAAUACUAUUACCAGGGGUUUACGAUACAUUAAUUAUUCUUGUGUACGAGAUAUUACUAACAAGAUAUCGAGAUGGAAAAGCUUAUUGACAAAGGAUGCAAACUGUUGCACGGCUUUCUUGAAGGUUCGAAUCAACGUUGACGGCAAAGUGGAAACCCAGAUUUGCACUGAUCACAAUGGACACGACGAACUCCUAGAAACCGGUCCAAUCUAUGGAAGUUAUCGUCAGAAAAUAGUCGAAUAUCUCAAAGACGGACUCUCAAUCAAAGAGAUUUUACUGAAAUGUCGCGAGUUUGGAAUCCCACUCUAUCAUGCUACGGAGGAGAAAAUUGAGGAAAUACAGAAGAAAAUGUACUUACAGUCAGGAACGAAAAGACGCAAAGAAGAAGAAGAAGAAGAUGUUGAUUUAAAUCAAGAAGAAGAAGAAGAAGAUUUUGAUUUAAAUCAGGAAGAGGAAGAAGAAGAUGUUGAUUUAAAUCAAGAAGAGCAAGAAGAAGAUGUUGAUUUAAAUCAAGAAGAAGAAGAAUAUGUUGUUUUAAAUCAAGAAGAAGAUGUUGAUGAGAUUUUCGAAAAGAAAAUGUCAAGUGUUGAUGGUGAAAUUGAUUCAAUCAGUGGCCCCAGGAGUCAAGAGUUGGCUAACUCUCCAAAAAGCAACGAUUGUUUGGAAAAGUUUGAAGAUAUUGAUGCGCAGAAAGCCGACCAUCAUGCGGCUCUUGGACGUCUCUUUCAUGUGGACAAAGUUGUGCGAAAACUCCUCACCCAACCCGAGAAACCAAAAAGAAUCCUUAGAAUCAAGACCCGAAAAAUUGAGAAAAUCGCUUCAAACCCUAAAAAGAUUCAUGAUUGGCGAAAUCUAACAAAGGUGCAGCUGUUAGUCGGAGCACCACCGAUUUGCCCGAUUUGCACGAAGCCCAUUCAAACGAACGCAAAACUGAAGAUUCAUAUCAAAAACGUUCACAAACUAGCUGUUGAACUAAACACAGUUGGUGACAUUGCUUGUGAAAGCUGUGGGCGACGGUUUUCUCGACAGACCUCUCUAAGACGUCAUGUGCGAAAGAAACAUCCAGAAAAAGCUCAGGGACUGAUAAGGGAUGAAACCGAUUUCUCUUGUUUUGCUUGCCCAAAAGCUUUCCCAAGUCGUCGAUUUCUCAUGGAACAUCUCAAAAAUGAGCAUUCUGAGUUAAAAAUUCACGUUUUCUCUAAAGAAUUUGAAAGUUUUGACGAAUUUCUGCUUUUCAAAAAAGAGCUUGAGUCUUCACAAGGAUCAACUUUCGUGAAAGCGUGUCAUUGUAAUACCAGGGGUGUACGAUACAUUACUUAUUCUUGUAUACGAGAUAUUACUAACAAGCUAUCGAGAUGGAAAAGCUUGUUGACAAAGGAUGCAAACUGUUGCACGGCUUUCUUGAAGGUUCGAAUCAACGUUGACGGCAAAGUGAAAACUGAGCUUUGCACUGAUCACAAUGGACACGAAGAACUCCUAAAAACCGGUCCAAUCUAUGGAAGGUAUCGUCAAGAUGUUGAUUUAAAUCAAGAAGAAGAAGAAGAUUUUGAUUUAAAUCAAGAAGAGGAAGAAGAAGAUGUUGAUUUAAAUCAAGAAGAAGAAGAUUUUGAUUUAAUUCAAGAAGAAGAAGAAUAUGUUUUUUUAAAGCAAGAAGAAAAUGUUGAUGAGAUUUUCGAAAAGAAAAUGUCAAGUGUUGAUGGUGAAAUUGAUUCAACCAGUGACCCCACGAGUCAAGAGUUGGCUAACUCUCCAAAAAGCAACGAUUGUUUGGAAAAGUUUGAAGAUAUUGAUGCGUUGCUAAAGCAACUUCGCGAAGAGGCUCUCAAUGCUUGCACGUCUGGCGACUCUUUGACUCUUGAUCAAGUUCUCUCAAAAUUGAAAAACGUCUCAUCGAUGAACGAAGAAAUGGCUUCAGAACAACGCAGUGGCUCGUCAUUUGUUGGAGUUGAAACUAAUGUUGAGUUGAAAAAUUCACCUCAAAGAAAGAAUCCAAGCAGAAUAAAAGUUACGGAGAAAGGAAGAAAACCAUUUGGCGUGAAUGAG